Pseudomyrmex gracilis is the source of this 547-nucleotide messenger RNA. RefSeq names its product cytochrome c-like. Lineage: Eukaryota; Metazoa; Arthropoda; Insecta; Hymenoptera; Formicidae. The record is from RefSeq and is a predicted model, not a curated record. Gene Ontology annotation, molecular function: electron transfer activity; heme binding. The coding region runs from base 203 to 514 and encodes 103 amino acids. The transcript has 2 exons.
AUUCAUGAAAAUAAAAUAAUUAGAACCGUAAAAAACCCGCAUCGGUAUAUAUCGAAAUUGAAUGAUAUCGAUUUCGGAAAAAAACCGAUACAAAAUGAACGUUGCGCAAUGCGACAAACGGGGCACAGGGUGAGUUAUUGUGUUUCAAUUCUAACAAAUUUGAAACAGUAGGAACUUGAAUAACAAGUCGACAAUUUGCGUCAUGGUUGGCGAUUCGGUCAACGGUAAGAAAUUGUUUAUAAAGAUGUGCGCUGCGUGUCACACCACGGAAAAAAACGCUAAACAUAAGGCAGGUCCUAACCUGCAUGGUAUUGUGGGCAAAAUUUGCGGGACCGUGCGGGGAUUCAAUUUUUCAAAAGGCAUGAAAGAAAAAAAUGUUAUCUGGAACGAAAAGACUUUAAAUGAUUACAUGGAAUUUCCCAGAGAAUUUAUUCCGGGGACAACAAAGAUGUUCUCCGUUAAAAAAGCCGAAGAUCGAAGAGAUCUGAUCGCGUAUUUGGCUACGUUGAAAUAAACAAAACAAAUAAAUUUUUUUUGUGAACUAAAA